AUGCCUCUUACAGGAGACAGCAAGAGUGGUGGGAGAUCAUCAGACGCCGGACGAGGGGGUAUUUUGAGCGGCUGGUUGGGUUCUGGAUCCCCCAGCACAGCGGAGGACAACAGCCCAAAGGGCCAAGCCGCCAGGAGGAUUGAAAACACACCAGAAGGGACGCCCGCAAACAGGUUACGCAGAAAGCAGCCAGGUUCCACCGAGACGACACCCAAAGGCACAUCGCCGAGUACUUCGCGGUUCGCUUUCUUCAGCUCGCCGUUCUCCAAGAACGCCCAAACCCAGGUCGACCCCAAGCAGGACGAAGAGCUGCUGUCACUAAACGUUCAAGAGGCUCUGUUCCCUCCCUCAUCUCCGACCCAUCGGGAUGCCUUCUCGCCCGCGGCCUUCAAGAACCUCGAGGCCACCGCCGUCGGCCUGUUGACGAAAUUCCAAGGCGCCUACCAAAGACAGAACGCAGCCCUUCGGGAGCUGCUCAUAGAAAAAGACACACAGGCCGAGGAAAACGACGAGGCGGACACAAGGAUCCAGCAUCUCAAGGUCCAGCUGGAAAACAUGGCCUCCAAGGUCGCCGAGCAGGAGCAGUCGAUGCAGCAGCUGAUGGCGGAACUGAAUGCCGAAAAGAAGGCAAGGCAGGAGGAGCAAAUGAUGCGCGAACGGAAUCGCCCCCUCUCCGAAGGGUCCUCAAUAUCGGAAGAUCUCGGCGUCGACGAAGACCUGGCCAGACGGAAGUGGAGGAAGAGUGCGGGCUUCGACACGGACGAGGAGAGCGUCGGGGACGCCAGCGUCUUCUCGAGAUCGCGGAGCCCCACCACCGCCGCCCCGAGCGUGUUCGAAGGGAGCAUCGCGGAAAUGUCACCGGCGACGCAAAUGCCAAGGGUCAGCACACUUGGGCCGCCAAGGGCGUCGCGGUCGGCCGUCCAGAAGACUUCGCCACAGCAGACCAGCGUCUUCCAGAAGCUCAUGAGAGGCGUCACUGGUGACGCAGCGAAAGAGGGCGGUUCUCCGCCGUGCGCGAAUUGCCAUGGGCAGGACGAGCGGGCUGCGUGGGAUACCGUCAGUCUGUUGAGAGACGAGAACCGUGGUUUGAAGCAUCGGGUGGCGGAGCUGGAGACGUGUGUGGAUGGUGCGCUGGACGCGGUCAACGGCCUUAGGCUUGAAUGA
Colletotrichum spaethianum is the source of this 1164-nucleotide messenger RNA. RefSeq lists its product as uncharacterized. The record is from RefSeq and is a predicted model, not a curated record. The coding region runs from base 1 to 1164 and encodes 387 amino acids. The transcript has a single exon. NCBI's taxonomy places the organism in Eukaryota, Fungi, Ascomycota, Sordariomycetes, Glomerellales, Glomerellaceae.